AUGGAAAAGGAAUUUGAGACCGAGAGCGAGGAAGAGGAGGAUGCCGAGGUUGGCUACCUCACGAUCAAUACUAACAACUUCCAAUGCGCUGAGUGCGAGUUCCCCACAAGGUUCCCCAAUCACAUGAAGGAACCCACGCUGAAGGAGCACGGCCAACAGCCAAAGGAUAACAAGGGAAAGUCGAAGGAGUCGGAAGCCGAUCUAGAGCCAAAGGAGCCAAAGGCGCAGACUGAGACGCCAAAGGUGCCUGAGACUCAGACGCAGAAACAAAAGCCAAAGGAAGUACAGCCGAAGGCCAAAAAGCCAGAAGCGGUAACGGAGAGCAAGUCUAAGAAGAAGCCAACAGAGGUGGAGACAGAAAAAGAAAAAGUAGUAAGCCAGGAGAAGUCAGAUGACACCCAGGACCCCAAAGUCGCCCUCCUUAAGCCCAAGGACAUGUCAAUAGACGAUGGUGCCGAGGUGGGCAAGUACAGCAAGCGAAAGAUACUGCAAGAAGAGGAUGAGGAAGUUGAUAUUGAGGGUAGUUUUCAGAAGGAGGAGAAGAUUAUAAAGAUUAUAAAAGUCGCUCAGUCUAAGGUUGGUGGGCUCAUAUCCGCUCCGCUUUCGCCCGUUAAGAAGGCAAAGAAAGGCAAAACAAGCCCCCUAGAUGUUUCUGGGGUCACCACAAAUGGUGAAUCUCCCGCCAAGCGCAAAAAGCAUGUCAAAUCCGAGGACACAUCCUCCAUUUCUGACGUGUCUCAACUGUCAACUGUCAACAAAAUGGCCCGGCUGGAGUCCGUUGGCGACUCCACUACCGACGAGUCCGCACUCAGCUGCGACCAGUGCGGGAAGUCUGUCGGCUCGCGCCAACGUCCGGACUCGCACAUUCAGAAGAAGCACAUCUCCCAGUUGAAGAGCUCAAAGUGCCAGGAUGUCUUCAUCAAACUGCUACACUAUGUGAGCCACUUUUGGGAUUGUUUGACCGACAACGGAUUUCCUUGCGGCGUGGACAAGUGCACGAAGGUCUUCAAGUUCUUCUAA
Molecule: messenger RNA, 1020 nt
Organism: Drosophila subpulchrella
Lineage: Eukaryota; Metazoa; Arthropoda; Insecta; Diptera; Drosophilidae
Product: zinc finger protein CG2199-like
Exons: 4
Coding region: 1-1020 (339 amino acids)
Source: RefSeq, a predicted model, not a curated record